AUGUCCACCAUGUGUAAGCCAGGCAUGUUCUCUGCGACUGGCGUGGUGCCAUGCAGCCCGUGUGAUAUCGGCCAGUACCAGGACAGCUGGGGAAGCAGGUCUUGUCUGGAAUGUCCAGGGGGAAAGACUACACUAACCCAAGAAGCAAAUGUUACCAUUAAGUCCGCUGUCUUCCUGAAUGAUACGAUGUGGCACAAGCACAUUGUCACCGUCACACAUGGCGAUGUUGAAACGUACACAGACGGUGUAUCUGGAGAGACAACUGGGCAUACAGGCAAGCUGACAAUCAACGGAUCUCUGGUGGUUACUGCUGGAGGGGAAGGGUUCGCCGGAAUCAUCUCCCAGGUGAACAUAUGGUCCGGUAUUCACGCCUCUAUGUCUCGAAGAUGCUUCAGCGAUGAUCACGGAGACUUGUUUUCGUGGCAGACCUUUGCCAAAGCUGAUUUAGUAGACAGUUUCGUACAGAUACCCAGCGAGUGUGAUGACACUGACGUCUGCAGCUCCAGUCCCUGUUUCCAUGGCGACUGCACUGAUGAGCUGGGUGGGUAUAGGUGUACGUGUAGUGGUGGCUUCACCGGAGUGAACUGCGACGUCAACAUCGACGAUUGUGGCGGUAAUGUGUGCGCAAACAACGGUACAUGCGUGGACGGCGUCGAGAGCUACACGUGUUUGUGUACGUCGGAAUAUACGGGCCAGUACUGUGACGAUGUUCUUGUGCACGGGGAAUGGGGAAGCUGGGGCAACUGGAGCAGAUGCAGUGAAGAAUGUGAUGGAGGGGUCAGAAAUCGUACACGGCGCUGUGACAAUCCACAACUUCAGAAUGGGGGGAGGGACUGUGACGGGGGCGACGACGAUGUAGGAGACAGUAACACACAGGCGUGUCCAGUUUGCUCCGAUGUUGUUAAGCCGAUGAAUGGCACUUUUGACUGCGACACGAAAGGGAGGAUGAUGUUCUGCAACGUGAGUUGCGACGAAGGCUACAGCUUCGACAUCCCCCCGCUGGACAUUUACGAGUGCGAAAUCCACCCAGCAGAUGCACUAGACGUUCACUACACAGCCGAGUAUACGGAUCUGAUUUGUGACGCCGCCAAUGUGGACGAGGCAAAAAACAAAGUUCAAGAGGUCGUCCAAGCAGAAAUAUCCUCCAUCCCCUGUAUAAUAGAAAUACGUUGCCAGGUGACCAGUGUUGUUAUUGACAACUGUGAGGGGCAACAACGUAAAAAGCGUUCGGCGUCCCCCGCCGGGUUUACGGUGACGUUCGGAAACAGCCCUGCAACUGGUGUGUACGGAUAA
This is a messenger RNA of Haliotis rubra (blacklip abalone), 1293 nucleotides long. Its product is annotated as protein crumbs homolog 1-like. Gene Ontology annotation, biological process: Notch signaling pathway. Gene Ontology annotation, molecular function: calcium ion binding; Notch binding. The coding region runs from base 1 to 1293 and encodes 430 amino acids. NCBI's taxonomy places the organism in Eukaryota, Metazoa, Mollusca, Gastropoda, Lepetellida, Haliotidae. The transcript has 8 exons. The record is from RefSeq and is a predicted model, not a curated record.